This is a messenger RNA of Protobothrops mucrosquamatus (brown spotted pit viper), 4961 nucleotides long. It is a transcript of the gene ADGRF5, whose product is annotated as adhesion G protein-coupled receptor F5. Gene Ontology annotation, biological process: cell surface receptor signaling pathway; G protein-coupled receptor signaling pathway. Gene Ontology annotation, cellular component: membrane. NCBI's taxonomy places the organism in Eukaryota, Metazoa, Chordata, Lepidosauria, Squamata, Viperidae. Gene Ontology annotation, molecular function: G protein-coupled receptor activity. The transcript has 22 exons. The coding region runs from base 117 to 4196 and encodes 1359 amino acids. The record is from RefSeq and is a predicted model, not a curated record.
AAUCUGCAGCAAAACAGCAAGAAGUACCAGAGAGAACAGAAGGAAUAUACAACCACUCCAGCUUUGUUUAGAAGAACUGUCCAGGACAAGCUGGCAGCGACAAAACACAGGAAAUAAUGUUCUUUUGGAGGAUAGCCAUGUUCAGUGCUCUCAUGAGGGUGCAUACCUCUUCCCAGAUUUCAUGGGACUUCAGCUUGGACAACUUCAUCUAUUCAGUUAUUCACAGCAAGUGGGGCAAAAUAGAGGACAACACCACACACAGGCAAAAGCGUCAGGACAUGUCACCAGAAUACACGAUUGCUGUUGAGAUAAAUUUUGAAGACACCUCACUCCAGGAGGACCUCAGAAAGUUUUUCCAAAACCUUAGCCUCCCAGUUUCAGUAAACGUCCCUGAUUCAGAUAUAAGCAUUUCACAAAUUAAUAUUACUACUGUGUGCAACUCAGUUGGCACUAAUCUUUCUCAUUGUUUCUGUGAACCUGAUUAUGGAUGGUCUGCCAAGAUCUGUAAAGCAUAUCCUGUCUGCCAUAAUACUACAACUGCAAUGGGAAAGAGCUGCAACUGUAUUGCGCAGCUUCCUCCUCAAAGGACCUUUUGUCAACUUCAGUCAGAAGAUAUUCCUUCAGUGCUCAUAACAAAUAUGUCUGUCCAACUUGAUAUACCCUUUAAGAAUGCUUUAUGGGAUUCAUCCUCUGCGUUGUUCAAAAAAUACAAACACGAUCUUGAGAAGGCAUUUAUUGAAGGCUAUUCAACUUUACCGGGUUUCAUAAAUGCAACAGUUACAGGAUUCAGGCCUGGAAGCAUCAUGGUUGGCUAUGAAAUAACCUCAGCAAGGCAGAUCCCGCUUGAAAAUGCACAUCCCCAGAUAGCUGCUCUCUUACGUAAUCCCUACCAGUUAGCAUCUUCCACAUUUGCAACAGAAAUCAUUGGUAAUGUAAACAUCUCUAUUUCUCCUGAACACAUUUUUGAGGGUGAUACAGUAAAAAUAACCUGCAUGACAGAAUACAUUUCAAGAACGGUGACCUGGAGGUAUAAUGUCAUCAAGCCUGACAGGCUUACCUUGACAGAAGAGGAUAAAGAAGGAAGCAAGAUAGCAACUCUGACAAUAACAGACAUCAAGCUGAAUGAAGCAGAUAAUUUUAGUUGCAGUUUUAAAGUCAACGCAGGGAAAUUGUCCUCAAUAUACAAAGGUGAAGUUAAUGUAGUGGUCUCUCAAAUUAAACUCGUGCCAUCAGAAAAUGUUUCUAUUGUCUGUGAUGGUACAGAUAGAAGAGAACUGAACUGCUGCACAGAUAGAGACAUACAACUUUUCUCUCCUUAUUGGAGACCCAAUGGAGCAAUAAAUAUUUCAGGAAGCACUACUUCUAUGAACAACUGUACCACCUACUUGCUACAGGCUAGUGAAUCUCAGUGCCCAGUAGACAAGUCUGGCACCAGCACUGAUUACACAUGUGAGCUAAAUACCACCUAUGGUGCUCGUGCCAAUAAAAUAAUCAAAGUGACAUAUUUUCGUGUGGCAAAAAUAACCAUUUCAAGUUCAAAGGAUAUUGUUUCUGAGGGAGAUGCUUUCUUUUUAACAUGCCAGAGUGAUGUGAGCAAUUAUGACACAGUAAUUUGGAAAAUUCAAAAUGGCAGGACUAUUAAGGAAAUAGCUAGUAUGUGGUACACCACCACAAAGAGCCUCACAGGUGCCACGUCUGUGCUGACUGUACCUAGGGCAAACCAGGACUGGACUGGCAUCUAUACGUGCAACUUUUCCCAACGUUUUUUGAGCAGCUUUGGAAAUAUAACAAUUAAAGUUAUUCCUUUGCUCCGGCCUCAAGAGAUCAUAAGAGAUCCCAUAGAGACUGUCAUUUCUUGUCCAGCAACAAGAAUUCUGGAAUGCUGUACAAGCCGAAUGGAAACCUACACUGUUUAUUUUUUUUCUCAUGAUCACAAUACGCCUUUACCCAUUAGGGCAGGUAAGCAAUUACUGAAGGAAAAACCUGUAUCGGGGGUCUAUGUGAAGGGUUCCUUAGUGCUCUCUGAGCUUGAAAGAAGAAGAAGAAAUAAUCUCAACUGCUACUAUUCCAUACCAAGUUUCACAGGCAUACACUGCAAUCCCAAAGGACGUGCUCUGCAGGUGCAUUGUAUGUUUAUGAAUCAAAUCAACCAUAAUGUGACAAGUCCAGCUAUGGUCCUAUAUUUUGCAUCAGCAAAGAAUGUGGUGUGCAAUUCCUCAGACAUUGGUGUGGGAGCAAAUGAAGAGCAGAUCAUAAAGCCUUGCUUAAAUUUCCAUAGGACGAGUAACUCUGUGAGAGGAAACAUCACUUAUAGAUGUGAUCGUACGAAAUGGACUGUUCAUAGAAAUGACUGCCUGGCCGGCCCCAUCAAUGACAUUUUGAAUUCUGCUGAGUCUUUGGCCUCCAGUCCAGAGUCCCAGAAAAAGUUGCCAUCAUUCCUUAAAAAACUGAAAGAAACCACCAAGCAGACACAGGAGGAAAUAAACAAUUCUGCUGCAAACCUAAAUGCUGUUCUUGAAACCGUGACUUUGAUAUCAGCCAUACCAGUAGAGGCGAAUGAAGAGAAUAUGGCAAACUUUGGGUCUACUGUAGAAACUAUUAUCACCAGUCCAACAGAAACUUGGAAGCAUGUACAGAAUGGGAGCUCUCAAUUACUUGCUUCAGUAGAGCAAUUUUUAGGAUCACUCCAGCCAAUUAACCAGUCUGUUCCUUCAAUCAUACAGGACAGUCUUCAAAUCAAAGGAACAGUUCUUGGCAAAAGCAGUACCUCCAUUUAUAACAGCAGCUUUGCUUUUCUCCAGUCUGCAGGCCUCAGGGGAAGUGUGCUUAUUGAGGAUGUAAAAUUUGAUACUGAGAAAUCAAUCACAAUAGUCAGUGUGGCUUAUUCAACAAUUCAAUCUAUCAUUCCACAGUAUAGAAAGGAAAUGGUAAAUAGUUUGGUAAUGGCGACAGUAAUAAAUCCCCAAACAAAUGAGGAUUUCCAGAUCAAAAUGGCUUUUGCGAAGCGUGAAAAGGCCAUGAGCAAUCCACAAUGUGUCUUUUGGAAUUUCAGUCUGGCAGAAGAAGGAGACUGGGAUACUACAGGCUGUGAAACUAAGGAUGAUGGGGACAGUGUCAUUUGCACCUGCAAUCACACAACUUCCUUUGCCAUGCUCAUGUCUCCCUAUCAGGAAACCUCACUGGAUGAAAUGACUUAUAUCACUUACAUUGGCCUGAGCCUUUCUAUACUGAGCCUGAUGAUUUGCCUUGGAAUAGAACUGCUUGUGUGGAAAUCAGUCACUAAAACAAGAAUUGCGUACAUGCGCCAUGUUUGUAUUCUGAACAUUGCAGUUUCUCUCUUGAGUGCAGAUAUCUGCUUCAUUGUUGUUGCUGCAACACAUGACCAAAAUUAUGCAGUGGAUGGAAAUCUUUGCAUAGUAGCAACUUAUUUCGUUCACUAUUUCUACCUCUGUGUCUUCUUUUGGAUGCUCACUUUGGGACUGAUGCUCUUCUACCACUUGGUCUUUCUUCUACACAAUGCAAGCAAGACCAUUAUGAAAACCAUUGGCUUCUGCUUGGGAUACAUCUGUCCUCUAAUAAUAUCAGCCAUCACAAUAGCCAGCACCCUCCCUUAUUCCUCUUACACAAGGAAAAAGAGCUGCUUUCUCAACUGGGAGGAAAGCAAAGCCCUCUUGGCCUUAGUGAUUCCUGCCAUGAUCAUUGUUGCCAUUAAUGCUAUUGUUACUGUUGUAGUUAUAGCAAAAAUAUCAAGACGUUCAAUUGGGGAAAAGUCCAUCAAUGAAGAAAAGAGUGCUUUGUAUCGAAUUGCCAAGAGCAUUGGUGUACUGACACCGCUGCUAGGUCUUACUUGGGGAUUUGGACUGGCCACAGUUGUUCCAGGAAGCCCCAAAAUAUUCCAGAUAUUAUUUACUAUUUUCAACGCCUUUCAGGGAUUAUUCAUUCUGUUGGGUGGAACUCUCUGGGAUAGGAAGGUACGAGAAGCUAUGCUGAAUAAAUAUUCUUGGUCCAAGUGGAGUUCACAACACUCAAAGUCAAUAUCGCAAGGCAUGUCAGCUCCUAUGCUUUCCAUCAAUUCACCUUUUUCAAGAACUUUAAAUAAUUUGUUUGGUAAAGCAGGAAAAUACCAAGUCUCUUCUACAGAAUCAUCAACUGUAUCUUCUGAAAGCACUUCAAAGGCAUGUACUGUACUGACAUGAGUUCCUAAAUACCUGCAUAUUUGAAAGAGCUCAAGUAUUUUUCAAGUAAUAACUACAGAAUAAAUAGUGAAUAAUGGAAUGUUGACUUUACAGAUUGUGGAAAGGAAGAGGCAUUUUAAUUAGCAUUUUUUUCCUGGCAUACCACAUGAUGAACAGACGAAUAAUUGAAAUCUUUUAAGCUAGAUAUUCUGUGACACAGGCUUUAAUGCUAUUUUACAGCACUAUUUAUUUUACAGUAUCUUUCAAUGUAGUCAUGUUUGUUCUAAUCCAGUGUUAAAAAUGGACCAGUAGUGGGAAAGACAUAUCACAGACAAGAGCAAACAUGCUUCCCAAAAUUUAUGUGUGCUCAUAUAAAUUGUAGGUGCUGGAUGGGAGCAUUUGUUUAUUAUUUUCCUGAAGUGAAAAAAUUGCUAGUGCAAUCCUGAAGAUAUCAGUUCAGAAGUAAAUAUCAUAAUUUUCAGUGGUUCUUUUCAUUCCCUGGUACAUCCUUUUCUAGGGCAAAACCCAGUAUGAACUCACUUGGGAAGAACUCCAUUGAAUUUAGCUAGACUGGCUUCUGAGUUAGAGCAAUGAAAUUGCACUGAUAACCUUGUAAAUAAACUGGAACAGUUGUGCUAUCAGCCUCUACAGAAACAGAAGCACUUUAUUUUUAUAUUAUAGAAAAAUUUCCAAUUCUGCUACUUGUUUUACUAGGGAAAAACAAAGGGGAACUUUCUAUGUAAAUAUUUAUGAGGAUAUGACUUAAUAAAACUUUCUUGUUCAGAA